This is a messenger RNA of Arachis ipaensis, 602 nucleotides long. RefSeq names its product recQ-mediated instability-like protein. Gene Ontology annotation, cellular component: nuclear speck; cytosol. NCBI's taxonomy places the organism in Eukaryota, Viridiplantae, Streptophyta, Magnoliopsida, Fabales, Fabaceae. Gene Ontology annotation, biological process: negative regulation of double-strand break repair via homologous recombination; DNA repair; maintenance of rDNA. The record is from RefSeq and is a predicted model, not a curated record.
AGCAAAUUAGCAAAAGGCGGAGAGAGGGGGAAAAGAGAGAGCGAGAGAGAGAGAGAGAGAGAUGGAUUACAACGUAGCAGCGUUGAAGGUGGUGUGCUCGCAGCUGAAGCACGCGCGUGAGGUUCCAAAUCACUCUCAAAGCAGUUACACACUCGGUGGCAUCCUCUUCCAACGCGUUUGGUUGCAGGGCGUUUUGGUCUCCGACACUCCUCUGGUUCUCGAUGACGGCACCGGAGUCAUUGAGCUGUCCGUCGGCCGCGAUUUCCUCCACCGCCAUUGGCAACCUGGGAUGUAUGUGAUGGUAGUUGGAGGUUAUGUUGUCGGUACCGGAGACAUUCCCAUGGUAAAGGUUCAUAAGAUUGUUGAUCUUUCAUCAUGGCCUGAUCGAGAGGCAAUGUGGUAUCUUGAAGUGAUGGAGGCAUAUAAACUCUUCUAUCAGCCUCUUAUUGAAGAUUUCAUCUAAUCCCAAACACAUUAUGAAUCUUGAGCAAUGUAUAUCACUCUAGUCAAAAGACGUGGAAUGAAAAAUAUGUAGUAAAAGCAAGAGAAUAGACUGUGCUAAAUAUUGUUUGCAAUAUUCUUUAGAUGGUUAGUGUUUUUGA